GGGACGGGACGAGAAGACGGGAUGGGAUGGGGAGGGCGAGGGCGAGGGGAAGGGAAAUGAGAUGAGAAGAGAAGAGAAGAGCGGAGCAGAGCAAGAGCAAGAGAAAGAGCAAGAGCAAGAGCAGACAAGAGCGACGGGAGCAUUGCCAGUUGGAGGCGAUCAGCGCGAAUCGGACUUGCGGAGGGCGUUCAGAGUUUGGGAAUCGACGGACGGUGCGUGGGCUGGACGCGAGAGAGUGCAGCAUUCUGCGAGCAAUCUGCAGAGUUGCGAGUGGCAUGUGCUGGGGAUCUGCGUCGCGAUCGACUUCGUGUUCGAUUGCUGCUCUGCGUUCCGGAUCUCUGGUCUGCGCGGGAUUUGGUUCGAGAUUGGAGGGAUUUGUCCGGUUCACGUCGUUGUGGAGAGUGCAGAGGGAGGAGGAGGAGGAGGUGGUGGUGGGGGUGGCAAGGCAGCGGGGGAGGAAGGGGUAGAGGAUGGAAUUGACGCUGCAGGAGUAGAGGGAUAGGCUGGGGUGCGUUGGGAAGUGGAAGAGCGGGAUUGCGUACCCCUGGUAUGAGUUCCCGGCGGGGCCGUGGAUACAGCUUUCUCACAUUGCAUACGACCUGUACUUAUCGAGAAUUCGGCCCUUGAUUGUUGUCACGUCGCAACCUCGGGGUUCAUGCAUUUUCUCGAGUUCUCCACAUCUUUUGAUCAUUUCCAUCGUGGCCACAGAACCUCAGUUUUGACGUGCUUUUCACAGUUCCUUCGAAAUCGGUGUCCCUUCGUUCCGUGACAGCAGCGUCCGAUGGAAUCAUCAUUGUUGGCCAAAGCCAAAACUGCACUGCAGGCUGCAGCUGCGAAAGCUGAACGUACUAUCACUGAGAUGAAAGCUGAUCUUAAGGCUGAUUUUUCGAAGCCUGUAAGCCCCAUAUUUUCGCCGCUCUUUCGGGGGUGUGAAGGCAAAGGGGAACUGCCUUGGAUAGGAAAGUCUGAGGUUGAGAAGCGUCAUGAGGCAGAGUUUCGGCAAAGAAUUCUUGAGAUCCCUAAGAAACCAGAGGAGUAUCUUCUGCAAGAACAUGACGAGGGAUCUAUGGUGGACAUGCGUGCGGCGAUGCAGUCUGCAGGGGCCGUACUUGAGUGUGAUGAAGAAUUACGAAAUCUGCGAUUUCUCUAUGUCCCAAAGAAGAUGAAAGAGCAAGAGUUCUGGAGGCGGUACUUUAUUGCGGUCAGAAGCAUUAAGCAAGAAAUCCUUGAGUUGGACCCGGACUUGAUUUCAGAAACUCCCAUAGGGAUCGUUCACCGAAGAUGCAGCUCGGAAGCCGGGAGCAAUGAAGCAGAUAGUCCCAAGAAAGACCCAUCUGAAGAAGAGGCUUACAAACGAGCAUUUACUGUUGUAGCCAUCCCCCCUUCCAUGCUUCUUCGACGUCUAGCUUCAGCUGCAGAGGUUGGAAGGACUUACAAAACCAUGAAAGAAUUAGCCCAAGGUUACAAAAACCUUGACAAAGAUCAUCCUUCAAAUAGCGGCGAGUGGACAGGUUUGGCCACGGGUUUGGCGAUGAUGCGCAAACUUUCUAACAAGGACGGGAAACCGAAGAAUCAAAAUAACGUUAGUGGAAGUUACAAUUCACUGCUUUGGUCUUUGUUUGAAACAGACACACAGUAUGAAGAGAAAGAUAUCUUUGUGGAAUCAUCUGUCUCAGCAAGAACAAGAUUGCCGGAAGAGGUCCAUGGUGCCCCCCCCGAAAGCUUCGUUGCUCGGCUGGCAGAAAUUAUGGGUGGCAUCAAAAGUGAACAAAAGAUGGCAGAAUUCUGGCUGGAAGUUAUCAAAGAGUUACGGCGACGGUGGUUUACAGGUCAGCCAAUCUCAAGGAUGCCUGUCGAUUUAAGCCCAGAUCUUCGAUAUUGCCUACUGCACCAGCAAAUUCAAUUAAUCAACUGCUGUAUGGCAAGGCGCAAGCGCCGAGCUUUCACAUUGGCCUCACUGCAGAAAGGUCAAACAAGAGGCAAUGAAACACCGGAAAUUACCAGAAUUCUUUCCGAUAGUCCUGGUGCUGUUCCGACCAACGAACAAAAUACUAAGUUGUACGUCAAACAAAAGAACGGUGACCUUCUUUUGAGGCUUGGAGCUGAUCAUCCAGCUGCAGAUUUGAGAAUGCUGGAAACAGGAGAGGCCAUUUACUCACCCGUUACUCAGGAGGGACCAGUCUUAACUGAAGAUCUAAUUCAGGAGACCGAAGAGCUUGUGCUCCGUACUGGAAGUGUGGGCGCUGGAUGUUCUCAUCUCCUCUCUGACAUGCAAGCCUUCAAGGCUGCAAAUCCUGGCUGUAUUCUAGAGGACUUCGUGCGUUGGUAUUCUCCUUUAGAUUGGAGAGAAGGUCCAUGCUCAGACCUUAUCUUAACAACAUCGGUGGAAGAUGAAAAUGUUGCUGAUAUCAAAGCUUCGGCGCGAGGGUAUCUAAGUGCAAGAAUGCAAUGUAAAGGCAACCUUUGGCAAGAGCUAUGGACGUCCGCUCGUCCAAUACCUGCGGUAAAGCAGGCUCCAUUGUUUGAUGAAGAGCUUGCGGGGGAAAGUACGCUGGAUGCAUUGGAGAACGUUGCUCCUUUUUAUCUUUUUGAGCAGUUGUUUACAUCGGCAUUGAGUGCAGGAUUUGCAAUAGUGGAGGGUUCACCAGCAGCAAAGAGAGACCCAUUGAAGAAUUGUCUGAAGGAGUGUACAGAUUAUAUCAUCUCUACUUGCGGUAGAGGUAUGAGUGCGGAGAAGCUGGAACAUCUGUGUGAGGUGUACGAGGUGAUGGAAGCUACGGUCCAUGUCCCACCCCAAGACGUCCAGGAAGCACGUGUACACCAUGUGGAUAGCACUUCUGAAGCUCUGCAGUAUACCCCGUCAGAGAUAGCUUGUGAAUCACGUCGGGGAUCAGAGGGUGAAAACCCACCUGAGAAACUUUUAAGACGAAAAUCAGCCCCAGAUAUCUUUCAGAAUGUCAAAGGUGACAACAUAUUUUCUCGGCUCAUGGAAGUUAAAGUUAGUUUCUUCGAAAAGAAGAAUCUCAGGCCAGCAUUUGUGGAGGAAAGGAAACAGUCUAUUAGCGAAAGUGAUUGGACCAUAGUUUAGAAGAGAAUCUUUUUGUAAAGAAGGCGGGGAUAUCAUGGGUUCUUCACUCUGUAGUCAAAGAGCAAUACUUAGCACAGGUUCUGGUUUUAGUGUCCUUGGUUGCACAUUUCUCAGCUACGACCAGUUUGUCUUCGAGACCCGUUUAAUUGUUGCCGUCUUUCUAUAGUUGUCUAUUCAAUCCAGGCGACCACAUUAUGCCUAGAUUAGGAAUAGUACCCCCCCACACUCACACACACACUCAAACACCUUUGUAACAUUGAGAUGGCCAUCCCUCUGCCCCACAUUUGUGUAUAUAUCCACCACCGAAGGAUGGCAAGUUUGUCGGUCUGCCUUAACUAGGUUCUAAGAGCCAAGAGGUCAUGCUUUGGUCGCAGUAAAUAAGGUACAAAUGGACAUGUGGUGAUUGGUGUAAUUAUUUUUCGCUGAGGGUGUUUGGCCAAGGCCAGUAAAACACAUAUUAAUAAAUUAUUCCAGCCUGUUUGUCAUACAGGUCUGAGUUUCG
Marchantia polymorpha subsp. ruderalis is the source of this 3590-nucleotide messenger RNA. The record is from the annotation of a GenBank genome assembly. Lineage: Eukaryota; Viridiplantae; Streptophyta; Marchantiopsida; Marchantiales; Marchantiaceae.